This is a messenger RNA of Solenopsis invicta (red fire ant), 2681 nucleotides long. Its product is annotated as PHD finger protein 12. The record is from RefSeq and is a predicted model, not a curated record. Gene Ontology annotation, molecular function: transcription corepressor activity; protein binding. NCBI's taxonomy places the organism in Eukaryota, Metazoa, Arthropoda, Insecta, Hymenoptera, Formicidae. The transcript has 5 exons. Gene Ontology annotation, cellular component: nucleus; Sin3-type complex. Gene Ontology annotation, biological process: negative regulation of transcription by RNA polymerase II. The coding region runs from base 674 to 2617 and encodes 647 amino acids.
ACAGUGUGAGGAGACGAAUGAAUCGGUCGCGCGAAAACGGUUAGGAACGAUAUUGAAGUUGACAUAUUCGUGUAUGCGCGCUCGGCCUUCCCUUCGCCAGGUAUGCCAACAGUCGCGGGUGCUUUCCGAGGUCUAACCUCUAACCUGUACAUUGAUAUCAGAAUGUAUGUCCACGUUAUAGAGACGGGGUCUCGAAAAAUCGUGGGAGCAUCUACUCUUGGCUUGUCUUCUGCUUUAAUUUUUAACCUCAUUCUUAAGAUUAUGUAGCAAAUUCCUUUCGGAAUUUAGAAAGGAAAUCUAGGUUAGGUUCUACCUCAACUACCUAUUGGUUGCGUUCAGCAGACAGGAAGACGGGUUGAAUGAGCGCUCGCUGCCAUUGAUAUUUUCUUCUAAAUUUCAGUGGUUCUAAAGGUCUACUCCAAUCACAAGCAACAUUUAUUGAACGCUCACUCAAUCGUUGUCUUCUGAACGCAACUUUCAACUUUUAAGUUCGAGAGAUUGUCGCGAUAGACUCGAUUCACCCGAUAUACGCGAGUUUGGUGACCCUACGCGACAAAACGCGAGUUACGCGAGUGCGAGAGAUUGGUAGGGAUGGUGGACACUGAUCGAGGGAGAAGGAACACGAAGAGAUAACUUUGAUUCUAUUUUUAACGUUUGUUGCGGCGUUUCCCAAAUGAGUACCGUCGAGUAUGGCUUUCCGAUGAUAGGCGGAUUGAUGCCGCAAAUACAAGCUCUCAUAGCACCACCGAUAUCUGACGACUCGAAGACGGCAAAGGCGAGGAAGGAGAAGGAGGAAAAGAAGCAUCCAUACUUCAAGAGACGAGGUCGUGGUCAUAAUCGUGAUUUUUGCGAUGCCUGUAAAGAUGGUGGAGAACUCAUAUGCUGCGACAAAUGUCCGGCUUCCUAUCACUUGCAGUGCCACUAUCCUGCAGUGGAUCCAACAGAUAUUCCUAAUGGAGAAUGGUUGUGCUAUGCCUGUCGCUGUGCCUCUAAAAGAGAAGAACUCUUGGAUGAGAAGGGAAAUGAGAAGAAAAAAAGAUCUGCUCUGGAGGUAUUAACAUUGGCGGCUGCUCUGGUAAAUCCCAGAGAGUUUGAAUUGCCCAAGGAGUUACAAUUGCCUAUAAUGUUCCCUGGAAGCAAUAAAGCAGAUUAUGUAUCUGGUAGAAGAGGUAAACUGUUGAGCUCGUCGUACAAUAAUGUUGGAAAAAGUCAUUGCUUAGAUAGCAACUUAAUGGUUCCAUUGCCAGCUCGUUUAUGCUUUGAAUGUGGACGUAGUUGCAGAAAGGCGCCAUUAAUCGCGUGUGACUAUUGCCCGUUAUAUUUUCAUCAAGACUGCUUGGAUCCACCGCUGACUGCCUUUCCUAUUGGUAGAUGGAUGUGCCCUAAUCAUCCAAAUCAUUUCAUAGAUCAAAAUCUGUUGACUUCUUGUAGAGUGACGGAACGCAUAAAACUGUGGGACAAGUAUGCCAAUCAACAAAUAGAUCAGCAUGCGGUAAAACUAGAUUUCUUGCGUAAAGCACGUGCUGCCAAUCCCCUAUUUCGCACGAAGGUGAGAUUGGAAGGUCGUCCGAGAGUAAAAGUUCCUUGCAGCGUGAAAUUCCAUUAUGAGAAUCCGCUGCACUUAGAUCCAGUACAUUCUUAUCAAGAUAGUUUGAUAUGGCCUGUAAGAAAUACUACAGACGAAGAAGAGCAUCACACAAAUGAAAAAACAAUCGAAAAAUCAGAUAACAAAGAUAAUUGUGUAGAAAAUAAAAAAAUUGAAGAAAAUGAUAAAAUAAGAACGAAAAGAGAGAAAUCCGACACUACUACAGAUGAGGGAAAUGAUCAACAGAAAGUGUUAGAUGUGAGUGAACAUAUGAAUAAAAAAAUAGAAAGUGAAACUGCAACAGAGACUAAUUCUAAUGAAUGUAAUAAUUUCGAAUUUCAUACGAGCAACUAUGGUAAUAAAAUUAAGGAAGGCAUCCAGUUGUUAGAAAGACCAGUAUUGGAGGCAUUAGCGCAACAGAGACUAGAGCAAAUAUUAAAUCCAGACGAGGAAGAUUAUAAAGCAAUAAAUUGUCAUAGAAGAGCAAGAGCAGCAUUAUUUUCUUUAAGCCCCAAGCCUAAUCCACCAGCGUUCAUGACUCGUAGAACUUUCGUUAUCGGUAAUGGCCCGAAUUGCGACUUAGUUUUAUCCAAUUAUGGUAGCUGUGGAUUCACAUCUUCCAAACACGCUGUUAUAUUUUUUGACGAGGUGACCAGGCAUUACGAAUUACUUAAUUACAGCGAAUACGGAACGGUUGUCGAUCAUGUGCUGUAUUCUUGCGAUUGCACGCGUGUUUUAAAUGAACAAAUAAAAGAGGAAAAGACUGAUAAAACAAUAUACAUCACUAAGGAGGAAGAGACUUCCGAUAUAAUAAAAGCAAUUCUACAUAAGGAAGAAACGGCUUGCUUGGAAGAAUAUGCGCACACGGAUGAUAAAGUCUUAUGCAAAUGCAAUAUAAAACGCGAUACGAGAAUUAAUAAGCAUCCGGAGGAAGGAUGGGAAGGAAGCGCGAUUAUUUCGCACGGCUCGACCAUUAGCUUUGGAUGUCUCAUGUUUGUAUUUAACACAUUAGAUAUGUAUGUUGAUAGAUGAAAGUAUAAUACGUAGACUCAGUAUAAUAUGAAAUAUUGUAUAAAGGAAAUUUUAUAAAAAUUAA